AUGAUCACAAUAGAGAAGUUCAUCUAUCUUUUGGAAUAUCCAUUUAACAUUCUAAUACUUGGCACUUUGAUCUUUGGUGGGCCGUAUAACGAGACUUUCUAUCAGUAUCUGCCACAGAAACUGUAUCGCUUGCAGACGCGUUUGUGCGAGGAUCCUGAGCUCACACAGCAGUUCUAUGCCUCUCUAGGACGUCGGAUACUAAAGCUGCUAAUAUCUGUUUUCAUUUUUCAUGCUACCUGUGUUGCUUUCGAUGUCCUAUGCUGUGACUAUAAUUGGCUCUGCACCCUGCACAGCAAUAGCAUCCAUAAUUUGCCGGGUCUCAUGAUCAGCUUGAAUCUAAUCCAAUACGCAAUAGCUCUGCACAUACUCUGGCAGCUGCACGUGCAAUUGUGCGAUCGUUUACUGGUGGUGAAGCGUCUUCUCAAUGAGAGCUUCCUUCCGCCAACAGGAUAUCAGAAAUUACUGGGCGCUGGCUAUGAGAAAGCCUUUUGCGCCUUUGUCGAUGGUCAUAAGGAGAUGGAGAGCCGGUUAACAGAGGCUGUACAGCUGCUGGAGAUGCUUCGUCUGACUUCGGCAACCUUGGAUCGAUUGCACAGCAAGUUGAUUGGCAUCCUUGGCUACGUACUGCUGCUGAAUCUGUGCAAUUCCUUCUUUAGCUUCUGUGUGGACUUUUUCGCCAUAUAUAAAUUCUUUGAGGAGCCCAAUUGGCAUAGUUAUGCGCUCUUUCUAUAUCGUGUGCUAUGGUUAAUCCUUCACGGUGGUCGCAUUUGGCUAAUACUCAAGGGCAAUGAGCGCAUUGUGGAGCAGAAAUGUGAGCUGUGCUUGCUGCUCAAUGAGCUGGACAUUUGCGACAAGGAGUGCGAGCGCGUCAUUAAUCGUUUCCUGCUGCAGCUCAAUGCGGAUGAGGGCCAUGUUGUGGCCGCCUGUGGUGUAAUCGAUUUGGACACCUUAGUGUUGGGCGGGUUCAUCGGGGCUUUGUUGGCCAUUGUUAUAUUUCUAAUACAAAUUGAGCUGGGCAAUAACUCACUAAUGGGCAUUGCGUUGAAUAAAUCAGAGUGGAAUUAUUUUUAACUAGCAAU
Molecule: messenger RNA, 1079 nt
Organism: Scaptodrosophila lebanonensis
Lineage: Eukaryota; Metazoa; Arthropoda; Insecta; Diptera; Drosophilidae
Gene: Gr59e
Product: putative gustatory receptor 59e
Exons: 3
Coding region: 1-1071 (356 amino acids)
Biological process (GO): sensory perception of taste
Cellular component (GO): membrane
Source: RefSeq, a predicted model, not a curated record